AUGAGAAAUUCAUACGAAAGGACAGUAUGGUCAUUUUCAAGGAUACAGGGAAUUGUAGAGAAUGAAUACAGGCAUUUUAACGACAGAAAGUGGCUUGAAAGUUAUAGAGUUCCCAAGACAAUCUUCUCUCAACUUUGUACCUUUUUCAACAGUUUAUGUGGUAAAACCACGCAAAUGCGAAAACCGGUACCUGUACAAGUCAUCACUGCAAUGGUUUUGAAAAGACUAGGUAAAGGUUUAGACUAUCGAGAGAUUGGCGAUAAGUUCGGAGUUGGUGCAUCAACUGCCAAUGAAAAAGUAAACGAUGCUAUGCUAUUUCUUAUAAAAAAUAAACUACACACAAUCAGUCGACUUCAAGAGCGUAGGAAUUUGGCUGCAAUUAUUGGUGGCUUUUUAGAGAAAUGGAAUUUACCACAAUGUUUGGGUGCUAUUGAUGGCACACACAUUCCAAUUAAAGCACCAGAACAUUGUCAUACUGAUUAUUUUAAUAGAAAGUGCUUUCACUCAAUAAUAGUGCAAGCUGUGUGUGAUAGUGAGUGUCGUUUCACUGAUGUUUUUGCUGGAUGGCCAGGGAGGGCACAUGAUGCAAGAAUAUUCAAUGUAUCAAAAAUUGGUGGAAUGGUAACAAACGGAACGUUGGUACCGGAAGAACAAGAAUUGUCAAAAAUCAUUAAUGGGAAAGUAAUAGAACCAUUUCUUAUUGGUGACCCAGCCUAUCCCCUCUCUAAACACCUUAUGAAGGACUAUCCAGGUUCUAAUCUAUCGCCUGAAAAAGAGUAUUUUAACUACAGAUUAAACAGGGCACGUAUCCAAAUUGAAAGAGCUUUCGGAAAACUAAAAGGCAGAUGGAGAUGCCUUUUUAAACAAUUAGAGUGCACUCUAGAAAAUGCUGCCCACCAUGUAAUUGCUUCAUGCAUAUUACACAAUAUAUGUGAGGAGGGAGAUGCUGAAUAUUUGGAAGAAUGGAACAUUGUCACUGGUAAUGAGUUAGAGGGAAAUUUCCCAUUCCUGAAUCAAGACGAACAGACAAUAGCAGGACAAGAAGCAGAGGAAACACGGCGAUUACUCACUGAAUAUGUUUCACACAAUUAG
Paramuricea clavata is the source of this 1092-nucleotide messenger RNA. The record is from the annotation of a GenBank genome assembly. NCBI's taxonomy places the organism in Eukaryota, Metazoa, Cnidaria, Anthozoa, Malacalcyonacea, Plexauridae.